AUGCAGCGGACUCGAAUCUACAAGGAUCCGAACUGCUGGUACUUGCUUUGUGCAGCUGUCUGGCUCUGUGCACUUUCCCCCGCCGAGUUUAUCUGUCUGGGAGUCCAACAGAAUAUAUCCAACAAUCACCAGCUGUACGCGAAGGAUCCCAUUUACCCGAACCUUGGCGCAAUGGAAUGGACGUCAGGUGCCGACAAACAGUUCGUUGGCCUCGAGGCUCCUCGAGGCCGGCGCACUUGCUAUGAAGAGUGUAGAGAAAAGAAGUUCCGCGUGAUAUUGGAUAUCAUGCAAGCGGUUGCGCCCCGAACGUACUAUACCAUCUUAAGGCAUACCCCGGAUACGAUUGUGGAAACCAACGCUCGCCCGCCUCUUUGCGGCCUAUUAAACCCGAUGGCUUUUAGUGUGAUUUUCUAUAUCGUUCCUGAUCGUGAGUCAUACCGUCGCGAUACCACUCCUAAGGCUUCCUGGAGGUCGCGUUCAUUCUUUUUGAAUGUGCGACAACAGGGGUCAAUUGCCCCAUUGGAAGUCGCCGAUCACCCUGUGGUUCAUUCGAGAUCUUGCUGAGGCUAGGAAAGAUUUGAUGACGUGGUCGAGAAGAGCAAGCCUGAGUGACACGUGAUAUGAUAUCCGACGCGAUCAUGAAGGAAGCUAUGACUUGAGAAUGAUAGGCUUUUGCUGUAUCGUCCGGAACUUGUCAUUGGACCUUGUGGAAUAAAACAUGCGGUGACUUGGCGGGACUACUGCAUUGUCUUCUGCAUCGGAAUGCG
Suillus discolor is the source of this 767-nucleotide messenger RNA. RefSeq lists its product as uncharacterized. The record is from RefSeq and is a predicted model, not a curated record. NCBI's taxonomy places the organism in Eukaryota, Fungi, Basidiomycota, Agaricomycetes, Boletales, Suillaceae. The coding region runs from base 1 to 564 and encodes 187 amino acids. The transcript is spliced from 7 exons.